Dentiscutata erythropus is the source of this 1474-nucleotide messenger RNA. The record is from the annotation of a GenBank genome assembly. Lineage: Eukaryota; Fungi; Glomeromycota; Glomeromycetes; Diversisporales; Gigasporaceae.
AUGGUCAAUAAAAAUAACAAUAACCAACCACCACGUAGAUCAAGCCGCCACAAGAAGUCCCCUAACGACUCAGAACAACCUUCUCCAAAUAAGCGCGUAACCAUGACUGUCGAGAAUCAAGACGUUGAAAUGGGACAGGCUGACGAAGUCGAUGAUACUGAAAAGAAGGCUUUAGAAUCUGACGCUUUAGUGUUAUCUGAACUCAGACAAAAUUUCACCCUUCUGGAACGUGCCGUAUCUACCAUCGAGUCACGAUUCACAACACGUGUUCUAAGAACUACUGCGUCCAUUAGGAAACGUUUGACUGCAGAUCUCUUAGCUCAAGCAAUUAGAGAUAUUUAUCCAAAAGAUUCUACAGAUAAAGGCAAAUUGUUAAAUUAUUUGGGAAAGGAUACUGCUGUCAUGGAUGUUGACGCAGACGAUUCCGGAAAAGAUAAUCCACCAAUCUUACCCGAGAUUGAUCUCUAUCUCCAUCUGUUGUUGAUGAUAUAUUUGUUGGAUAAACAAGAAUUUGAAAAGGGUAUUCAACUUUCUAAUGAAACGAUCGCUAAAAUUCAAAGUUUAAACCGUCGUACGUUAGAUCAGUUGUCUGCUCGUACUUAUUUUUAUUAUGCUCGAUUCUAUGAGCUGACAGGAAAUUUGGCUGUAAUUAGACCUACUUUGUUGGCGGCCCAAAGAACUGCAACUUUGCGUCACGAUGAUGAUUCUCAGGCCACGUUGCUCAAUUUGCUAUUGAGAAAUUAUUUUCAUUAUAAUUUGUACGAUCAAGCCGACAAGCUUGUCAGUAAAACCACUUUUCCUGAAACCGCUGGAAACAACCAGCAAGCUAGAUAUAUGUACUACUUAGGUCGUAUCAAGGCUAUUCAGCUCGAUUAUACGGUAUCACAUACUCAUUUAUUGCAGGCCAUUCGUAAAGCACCUCAAAAUACUGUGACAGCUGGCUUUCAACAAGCGGUCUAUAAACUUUCGAUCAUUGUUCAACUUUUAAUGGGUGAAAUCCCUGAAAGAUCUAUAUUCAGGCAACCGGUUUUAAAAAAACCAUUGGUUCCAUAUUUGCACAUUGUUCAGGCUGUGCGAAUUGGCGACUUGUCGAAAUUUCAAGAGACAUUGGCUAAAUAUGGAGAAGUCUUUCGUGCUGAUAAAACAUUCACUCUGAUUAUAAGCGAGGAGGACGCUGAGUAUAUUGUCGCCAAGGCUAUUCGUGAUGGUGUGAUUGAUGCUACUAUAGAUCAUGAAAAGGGUUUUAUGAAAUCAAAGGAAAACGCUGAUAUUUACUCAACAAAUGAACCUCAAUUUGCUUUCCAUCAACGUGUUAGCUUCUGUUUAAAUCUCCAUAAUGAAUCAGUCAAGGCAAUGAGGUUUCCUCUUAAUGCCCAUCGAAAAGAAUUGGCUUCGGCCGAAGCUCUGCGUGAAAGAGAAAGAGAACUUGCAAAAGAAAUCGCAGAAGGUGAAAUUGAUGAGGAUGACGAUGUCG